This is a messenger RNA of Salvia splendens (bonfire salvia), 1821 nucleotides long. RefSeq names its product pollen-specific leucine-rich repeat extensin-like protein 1. Lineage: Eukaryota; Viridiplantae; Streptophyta; Magnoliopsida; Lamiales; Lamiaceae. The record is from RefSeq and is a predicted model, not a curated record. The transcript has a single exon. The coding region runs from base 1 to 1821 and encodes 606 amino acids.
AUGGAAGAAGAUGGAGAGGAUCUCACCCCCUUUUGGGUCCAAAGCACCACCAAACUCCGCCGCUCCGACCGCCUCCGCCGCAGCGUCGCCGCCGUGUUCUUCAGCUCGGGGCUGGUGGUUUUCCUCAUGGUGGUAGCAGCUGUUUUUUUCUUGGCUUUUGUAGUGGCAUCCACCGUUUCAUUUAGUGCCACCAUAUUUAGGCCAAAUAGUGUCAAGAAAAGCUGGGAUUCUUUGAACAUUGCUCUUGUUUUAGUUGCUGUGGUUUUUGGGAUUCUUAGCAGAAAUAGAAACGAGGAGAGAUCUUCUUCGUUUGAUGAGUUCCAAUCUUCUCCCAUUAAAGGAAAUGAAUCCCAGAAAUCGAAUCCAUCCAUGCCGCAGAAAUGGUUCGAUUAUUCGGCAAAUGAUGAAGAAAAAUCGAGUCUUUAUGAAUAUCAACUUCAAGAUUAUCAUCAGCCUAAAUUUGAGCAGAAAUUUUCAAAUUUGAGAAGAAGCUGCAGCUCUUACCCUGAUCUCCGUGAAUUCCCAUCUUCUUCUUCGACAAAUUGGAGCUAUGGAGAUUAUCAAAUGAGAUAUUUCGAUGAUUUUCACGUCGAUUCGAGCCCGGUGGAGCUCCGCCGCCGCCGCCGUCACCGGAGCUUGGAUCGGGUUUAUUAUCCGACGUCGCCGCCGCCGCAGAUUAAGACUGUGGUUGUUGAUACAUUGGUGACUAAAAUCCGCCCAGAAAUAAAAAAAUUUCCGGCAGAAUUGUCGCCGCCGUGGACGGCGGCGCCGCUGCCGGAAGAUGAUGCGAUUGCGAAGCAGGUGGUUUAUGAGAGUGUGGCGGUUAGGGAGGAGAGAUCGAGCAGGAGAUUUUACAAAGAUUUGGAACCCAUGAAUCCGGUUUCGGCGCCGCUGCCGCCGGUGGAGGAAUUUCAGCCGCCGGAAUUUGAAGAAAGUCAGAAACGGAGCCGUGAAAGAGCGGCGCGGAGGAAGGAAAGGUCGAGUAGAAGGCUGAUUUAUGAAAAUGUGGGACCCACUAAUCCGAUCGCGACACCACCGCCGCCACCACCUCCGCCGCCGCCGCCGCCGCCGCAGCAGAUGAGCGGCAAAAGUGAGCGAAGGCGAGGCGGCGCGACGGAGGCGAAUUCGACGAAAUUCUUCUUGAAUUCUCUCUACAAGAAGAAGAAGAAGCAGCUAAAGAGCGUAGAUAAUGCGGAGUCUCUUCUCCGCGAGGCUCCGCCUCCGCUGAGCUACCGAAAUCCGCCGCCUCCGCCGCCACCGCCGUCGGUCUUCCACACCCUGAACUCUUCCAAGAAGCCCAAAGGGAAAAAGACCGUAACCGUCGCGCUAGAGCCCCUCCCGGCAUCUCCGCCGCCACAUGCGGCGGCGCGUGAAACUGACCCCGCUCCGCACGCGCCACCACCUCCCACCUACAGCCAACCAAAACCAGUAAAGAGUACAAAUUUCGACGGACCAGAAGAAUCCCAGAACAGCGGCGGCGAGUCCCCGUUCCGCCGCAUUCCGCCGCCUCCUCCGCCACCGUUCUCGACAGCUCCGGCGUGGAAGUUCAUGGUGCAAGGCGACUACGUGAGAGUCGACAGCAACAACAGCUCGAGGAGUGGUUCGCCGGACCUCGAGGAAACGGACUCCGACGUCACGCCGACGGCGGCGGGAGGUGACGGCGCGGCGGCGGCGUUGUUCUGCCCGAGCCCGGAUGUGAACUCGAAAGCUGAAAGCUUUAUCACUAAGUUUCGGGCCAACUUGAAGCUGGAGAAGAUCCAUUCUAUGAAGAAAAGAGACGUGGGCCCAUCUAGUCUCGGCCCAGGCCCAAAUCAUAUUUAG